AGCAGCAACAGCAGUCAGAGCCCUUCUCUGGGCGGGUUUUGCUGCAGUACGCUGAUUGCCACUUUACAGCAUCCAGCAAGAACCCCAGCAGCAGGCACUUGGAGGAGACUCUGCGUGGGCACUUGUUUAAGGAGUACCUGACUUAACAAUUGGGUUAUUCUGUAACUGCGGGAGAAGUGCCUGUAUUCCCUUCACGCAAGCUCCCUACUGGCUUUCCGCAUUCAUAAUUUAACGGAGCCGUUUCUCCCUUCGUCUUUCUUUCUUUUUAUUUUUUCUUUUUUUUUUUUUUCUUUUUUUCCCCGAUCUUUUUUUUUCCCCGAUCCUUAUUCACACACACACCCCCCCUCCCCAAAUCUGUGCUGCAUCACUAGCUCUCAUUAUGCUGUGCUCAGUAGCCCAGUGUGUUCUCCGCCUCUGCUAGGCAGUGGCAGCAUGGAUGGUGCUCUUGUGACGACCUCUGCUGAUGCUAUCAGUCCACUGCGGAUAGGCAUGCUGAGUAAUCCUGCUGUAAAUGGGCGAGGACACGGACACACGAAAAAUUAACCACAGCUUUCUUCGAGACCACAACUAUGUGACUGAAGAUAUCACCUGCUGGCUGCAGAGUGGGUGGAUUCAGCUUCCUUCUGGAGCCUGAGCAAAUCACUUGAGGAAGAUCUUGCUUUCUGCUGUGUCCUAAAGACAACAUGGAAGGGGAGAGCAUCUAUGAGGUUGAUUCUGGAGAUGGACUCGGAGGGAAAGCUAUAAGGAAGCUUGUGCGCAAGGCGACUCUGGUGGCAUCUAGAAUCCUCAGAUUUCCUUGACUGAAUCCAUCUGGGUUUAGCCCUAAAUAUAGUAGACAAGCUGCACUGUUUGCACUGAUAAAUUAUAUCUUCCAAAUGAUAGACCAAGCUGAUAUUAUUUCUACAGUUGAGUUCAACCACACUGGAGAACUGCUGGCUACUGGUGACAAGGGGGGUCGGGUUGUUAUAUUCCAAAGGGAACCUGAGAGUAAAAAUGAGCCUUACAAUCAGGGGGAGUACAAUGUUUACAGCACUUUCCAGAGCCAUGAACCUGAAUUUGAUUAUUUGAAGAGCUUGGAGAUAGAAGAAAAAAUAAACAAGAUCAAGUGGUUACCACAGCAAAAUGCAGCUCACUCGCUUUUAUCAACAAAUGAUAAAACAAUCAAGUUAUGGAAAAUUACUGAAAGAGAUAAGAGACCAGAGGGGUACAACUUAAAAGAUGAAGAAGGAAAACUUAAAGAUCUUUCUACAGUAACAUCACUGCAGGUGCCUGUAUUGAAACCUAUGGAUUUGAUGGUAGAAGUCACUCCCCGGAGAAUCUUUGCUAAUGGUCACACCUAUCAUGUCAACUCAAUAUCCGUCAACAGUGACUGCGAGACAUACAUGUCAGCGGAUGAUCUCAGGAUUAACCUCUGGCAUUUAGCAAUCACAGAUAGGAGCUUCAACAUUGUAGAUAUAAAGCCAGCCAAUAUGGAGGACCUGACGGAAGUGAUAACAGCCUCUGAGUUUCAUCCCCAUCACUGCAAUCUCUUUGUCUACAGCAGCAGCAAAGGAUCCCUGAGACUCUGCGACAUGAGGGCAUCGGCUCUCUGUGACAAACAUUCCAAGCUUUAUGAAGAACCAGAAGACCCCAGUAACAGAUCAUUUUUUUCAGAAAUUAUCUCUUCAGUGUCAGAUGUCAAAUUCAGUCACAGUGGUAGAUACAUGCUAACAAGAGAUUACCUCACUGUCAAAGUUUGGGAUCUGAACAUGGAAACAAAGCCGGUAGAAACGUACCAGGUCCAUGAUUACCUUAGGAGCAAGUUGUGUUCCCUCUAUGAAAAUGACUGCAUCUUUGACAAGUUUGAAUGUGCAUGGAAUGGAUCAGACAGUGUGAUAAUGACAGGUGCAUAUAACAACUUUUUUCGAAUGUUUGACCGAAAUACCAAACGGGAUGUUACCUUGGAGGCAUCCCGGGAGAGCAGUAAACCACGAGCUAUUCUUAAGCCCCGGAGAGUCUGUGUUGGAGGCAAACGGAGGAAAGAUGACAUCAGCGUCGACAGUUUGGACUUUACUAAGAAGAUCUUGCACACAGCGUGGCACCCAACUGAGAACAUCAUUGCUAUAGCAGCGACAAACAAUCUGUACAUAUUUCAGGAUAAAGUGAACUCAGAAAUGCACUAGAUUUAUCAAUAUCCCUCUAUAUUUACAAACCAGCCUCUGGAGAGUUGUAGAAGGAUGUGAUCUUCACAAAAAUUGUGGCUUCUGUGGUGGGAUUUGUAGGUUGCAUCCUUUCAUCCCUCAGCCUGUAUCAUUAUUGGUGGCAAGCCAACUAUUUUCCAUCACUGCAACUGUAUGAGUAAAAGGCACGACUGCAAAUCCAGUACUGUGGUCUGUAUUGGUUCCUUUAAACAAACAGGGGUAUUUAUUCACUUUGGGAGUGUCCCUGAGGAGGGCUGAGACUCCUCAGCUCCUGUCAGUCCUUUCAAGUGUCUCAGUGGUUCACAGGACCAGGCUGUUCUGGUGCCCUGCCUGCUUUUGCAGUCCACAGCAUUUACCACAUUGUUAGAGAUUUUUGUCUCAAUCUCUUGAUUUUUUAGAUUUUUUUUUUUUUUUUCAGUAACAUUUUCCUCUCUUUCAACUAAGCCAGGCCUCUUCGAGUGAAUGAAUAGCCACAUCCCUUUAGAGCACGUGGCGUGUUGGAGGGGCCUCAUGACAAUUGUAAGUGGAAGCAGAAUCCCUGCUGGUGAAAAGCUGCCCUGUCUCACCUAUCCCGUUCCCCUCUUUACAACACCCUCUUAUUUAUUUAUUUAUUCACAUUACUUUGUGCUUCAGCUUCCCAAGUGAAUAAGUGACAGACUGGUAUAGUUAAUCAGCCAGCUUAUUUUAAGAAGUUUAUUCUCUAUAGAUCUCUUUGCUCUGUUUAAAACAGUAACUAGUAUCUUCAUCACAUGGAGGACUAUUAAAAAAACUUGGUAUUGCCACUCCAGAGGGACUGGCUGGUCAAACACAGCCUGGCAGUUUACACACAAACCCAUCCCACUGUUUGGGGGUUGGUGUUCUGGAAACCUUGCCUAGAAGUGCUGUCCUUGAAAGCUACCAUCGACUUCAGUGGGAACAAAGUUACAUCACUGCUAGACACUACAGAAAGUCGUUUGUUUAUUGCAACAUGGUUAUUUUAAUCCUGGCCUUUGGGGAAUACAGGCAAUGCCAUGGUAUCUGUAACUGUAAAAGGAAUGGUACUGCGAGAUGCAGCACUGCUCAGUGAAGUUUAAUGCUUUUAAAUGAGUCCACUGCUGGGAGGCAAAAUUAAUUCCUGGAGAAAUAUAAAAAAUCAAAAACUCCAAACCAAAUAAAAAUUUCUUCCAUAAAUACCGUUAGAUCUAUCUCUGUUUUAAAAUGAAUAGUGAUGUAAAAGUAUCCGCAAUUGUUACAGCGCAUGCAGGAAUUAUAUGGGAAUGGUGCAGUGGGCAGAGUCCGCUUAAUCCAGGAGAAGAAAGUUCUGCUGCAUCCCUAAUAGCUCUGACAGAAAAAGUAUCCCAAAGGAUUCCUCCUCAAACCAUGAAUAAAAGAGCACAACUCAGAUGACCUGUUAAUCUGCUCAUAUUAAAACUCCUCA
Messenger RNA from Athene cunicularia (burrowing owl), 3597 nucleotides. It is a transcript of the gene PPP2R2C, whose product is annotated as protein phosphatase 2 regulatory subunit Bgamma. Lineage: Eukaryota; Metazoa; Chordata; Aves; Strigiformes; Strigidae. Gene Ontology annotation, molecular function: protein phosphatase regulator activity; protein binding. The coding region runs from base 876 to 2162 and encodes 428 amino acids. The record is from RefSeq and is a predicted model, not a curated record. Gene Ontology annotation, cellular component: protein phosphatase type 2A complex; cytosol. The transcript is spliced from 11 exons. Gene Ontology annotation, biological process: peptidyl-serine dephosphorylation.